Molecule: messenger RNA, 1013 nt
Organism: Tricharina praecox
Lineage: Eukaryota; Fungi; Ascomycota; Pezizomycetes; Pezizales; Pyronemataceae
Product: oxidoreductase
Exons: 2
Coding region: 21-758 (245 amino acids)
Source: RefSeq, a predicted model, not a curated record
CCCUCCCCCAACCCCUCACCAUGCCACUCCUCAAGCCCCUCGCCAUAAUCGCCGGCGUCGGCCCAGGCACCGGUGCCUCCCUGGCCGCCCGUUUCGGGCGCACCUACACCGUGGCGCUUCUCGCGCGGACCUCGGGUGCAGCAGAGCAGAUCCUUGCGUCCAUCGGCGGGGACGGGAUCGCGGUGGCGACGGACGUAACAGAUCCGGUCAGCAUUGCGGCAGCGUUCGGGCGAAUCCGCGAGGCGUACGCGGACCGUCCGCUCGCUGCCGCGGUAUACAAUGUUGCGAGCAGAGUGAAAAAGCCGUUUUUGGAGCUGAGUCUUGACGAGUUCGAGAGUGGGUGGGCUACGGGGGGGCGCGGCCCGUUCCUCUUCUCGCAGCACGCGCUACCGCUGCUGCUGACCGCUGGAGCUUCGGACACCGCCGGUGCCUACACGCCGUCGCUGAUCUUUACGGGGGCGACGGCGUCGGUCAAGGCCAAUGCCGAGAGCGCGGCGUUCGCGACGCAGAAGUGGGCGCAGCGCGCGCUGGCACAGAGUCUGGCCAAAGAGUUUGGGCCAAGAGGGGUCCAUGUCGCGCACGUCAUCGUUGAUGGCCCGAUUGAUACCCCCAGGAUCAGGGAGAUGUUUAAGGGCGUCGAUGAAAAGGGGCUUAUUGAUCCGGACGCUAUUGCGGACGCGUAUUGGUGGCUGCAUACGCAGGAUAAGAGGGCACUGACUUGGGAGGUCGAUUUGAGGACGGGGGUUGAGAAGUGGUAGUUAAAGGCGGCGGGGAGGGGGGGAUGGAGGAUAUAAUGAAUUUUUUGCUGCUGUACCUAUGGACCAUGUGAAGGAAUGGAGCAUGGACAGAUCGGAGGUGGUGCUAAGUCCGGUCAUGAUUGUAUUCCCGAAUCAUUGUCCCCUUCAUGUUCCACCGCGAAGUAUUGCCUAUGCUUAAACAUGUGCGUCGUAAAUCAUGUCCAAGCGUAUGUAGAUGCGGGGAUAACUAGAGGCCGCCCAUAGGGCUGAUUCGCU